AUCCCCACCAGAGCCAAGUGAAAGUCGAAAAGUGUUUGCAAGUGAAAAUGAAUCUGCUCAUGGAUAGCAUGCCGUCGCACGCGAAUCCUGGCCAGCGUCGCUCCACGCCGCCACAGCACGCCGAGCUUAGGAUCUCCACAUCGCCGCAACAGUCACCGCCGCCGAAUCCCACGGCUAAUCACAAUAACAACAAUGAGACACCCACAUCGCCAGCCGGUGGCAAGACCACGCUGAAGCGCGCCUUCGAUGUGGCCUUCCUCAUGAUGCCCGACGAGCGGAUCAAGCAAAAGCAGGCCGAGAAGCAGGCUCGCCUCCAGGAGGCACUGCACCUCCACCACCAUCAUCACCACCAACAGCAACAGCAACAGCAACAGCAACAGCAGCAGCAGAUGAGCCACUAUCCCACGGAUUUGUCUCCUCGAGGAGCCACCUCGCAACCACCUUCGCCGGCGGCAUUGGAGUACAUCAGUCUGCUGGAGGCACGCCAGCGGUAUCCACAGAUCAGCAUUCGUUCGCCGCGGGUCUAUGAUGAUCCCAGUGUGGUCAUACCACUGGUGGAUUCGCCAGAGGCACCGUCAACCUCGUCACCACCACCGCCCAUGCGCAGCGCUUUCACCAAGGUGGCCUCCUCGUCGCUGUCCACCGCAUCCUCCUCGCCGUCGACCACGUCACGUUUGGAGUCACCCGUGGAUGUGGGAGCACCGCCCUUGAGUCCCGAUCAGCUGAGCUGUCACUCCAUAAGUCCGCCACUGGUGACACCACCACCCAGAACCAAUAGCGGUGGCCAGAAUCCAAAUCCCCUGCCAGCCAAUCCCAUUGUGUACCACAACUUUCGACCGGAGUAUCAGUUCAACGGCGCCUUCCAGGCGGUGAAUCCGAUGCAAGCUCUCCAAGCACAGCAGCGUCUCAAGCAGCAGCUGUUGUACACGCGUCCACCGGGACCGGCCAAUCCCAAUGCUGGAGGCGGUGCCUCUAUGCCGGGCAACUCGCCGCCAGGACCGCCGUCGGAGUUUCUGCAUGCCUAUCCCGGAUUUGCACCGCCACCACAUCCGUUUGCGGUAUCGCAACCGCUCCAGAAUCCCGCUGCAGCGGCCAUUCUCUCCACGCUGAUUCCACCCACUUUGGCAUCCACUUUCACGCUGACCGCACAGAAUGUGUGCGCCAAGUGCAACAUUAGCUUCCGGAUGACCAGCGAUCUGGUGUAUCACAUGCGAUCGCAUCACAAGAGCGAAGUGGCCUGCGAUCCAAAUCGCCGGAAGCGGGAGGAGAAACUCCGUUGUCCCGUCUGCCAGGAGACGUUCCGCGAGCGACACCAUCUCACGCGUCACAUGACCGCCCACCAGGACAAGGCCAGUGAUCACCAGCCGCAGCUGGAGGACGCAUCCUCUGCGGCCGGUGACAACGAGAUCAUCAACGUGGUUGGCGGCACACCGCCAGGUCGCCGAAUGGGUGGCAUGCCCAAAUGAUCCAAGCAUUUUUUCGGAUAUUUUUAAGUCAUCAAAUCGAUACACACUACACCGAAAACAAAACCCAUUGGUUUAGCCCAUAAUGCCCAUUUUCGAUUGUGAUAUUAACUUUAGUUUCCCUCGUGCAUCGUUUUCAUUUCCCCUUAGCUUUAAAUGUAGUGCAAUUUGUAUCUUAAACAUGUAACUGGAUCUCCCUGUAUCUCAAUUAAUUAUCAUUCUUAUCGAAGGAGCCGCAAGGAUCUGGAGUUUCGUCAUUGUAAGAUAUUAUGUUUAAGUUGCGAAUCUGCUUGUAUUAGCAUUCAAUG
Molecule: messenger RNA, 1771 nt
Organism: Drosophila santomea
Lineage: Eukaryota; Metazoa; Arthropoda; Insecta; Diptera; Drosophilidae
Product: protein transport protein SEC31
Exons: 1
Coding region: 48-1466 (472 amino acids)
Biological process (GO): regulation of DNA-templated transcription
Cellular component (GO): nucleus
Source: RefSeq, a predicted model, not a curated record